CAGUGGAGGGGCGAUGGCUCACCUACCUGCCGGUUGAGAGCUCAGUCGGUGUCCGCCAGGUUGAAAAUCCGUGACUUCUCUUCGUUUUAUACGUAACUUUUCACAGUUUUGUUAAAACGGCGCGAAAAAUGUUGAAAACGAAAAUAUGAAAUAUAGCGAGACAUAUACCGCUGACAAUUAAUUUUUAUUAGUGUUCGUUAAAAAAUUCAUCGAUCAAAUUAAUGAUAGAUAAAUUCACGUUUCCUUAAAUUUACAGAAAAACGUUCGAAUAAGUUUUUUCUGUGCGAACUUGAUAGCAGUGCAUGAGAGUGCGCGCACUAAUACAAGCGCGAUCCCACGCGUAUCGCAAAGAACGUGUGUGUGUUUACAUAUGGUGAUCUGUGUUGACUGUGUAACUAUCAUCAACCGAAUAUUGUGAUUUUGGAUUGCAGCAAAUUUUGGAGCAACUAAUUGAUGUUAUCGAUUACUUUGUAGACAUGCUUAGGUUAAACAGCAGUAAGCAAUAACAUUAGAUGACACACCGGCACGCUUAAUACACGGAUGAACAUACACUAGCGUAGUCAUGGCAAGGACAGCGUGGAUUUUUGCGUGGAUUUGCCGCCUGCUGUGCGUGUCCUUGUGCUUUCACAACGUGUCCUCGAAAGCUGGCUUGUGCGAGGUAGAGUCGGGCCAAUCCAACAUCAUCCUCGACAUCGAGGAGAGCAGGGGAGAUGCGAUCGAUCAGAAGACGGUGCCCGAGGAGCUUCCGGUAUCUGGCGACCCGUACAACGAGACCACGCUGGAAUUGAUCUUCCCCGGAAGACAGCCACGUUUCAAACUGAACGGGAAGAAGCUGCAGCUGCUCGAGCCUCUCGACAGGGACGAUGAAAAUCUGUCGCACGUCGUUUUUCAGUUGAGCUGCACGGUGAAACAGACGAACAAGAAACGGACCAUACCGGUGAUCGUUCGAGUGUCGGACAUAAACGACAACGCGCCCAAAUUCAUCAAUACACCGUACGAGACCACUGUGCCCGAGUUGACGCCAGUCGGCUCGACCAUCUUUAAAAACGUGGUGGCCGUGGACGCUGACGCCGGUGUAAAUGGUAUUGUUGAGUACUCGAUCGCUCCCGGGGACGGAACUGGAAUCGGCAACAAUGACGGAGUCGGCCGAAAUAGAAUCACAACCGCCGAUGGAUACGGUUAUUUCAGCAUCAACUUGCCUCAUCAAGGCCAAGUUACUGUUAACCGUACCCUCGACUUCGAGAGGACGCAGCGAUACCUCGUCACUAUUUUGGCCUCGGAUCGAGCGAGGAAUGUGUCUGAAAGGUUUACGUCCACCACUACACUGACGGUGAAUAUCAGGGACGACGAUGAUCAAGAUCCUUCGUUCAUCUACCAAGGCUGCAUGCUGUUGGACGGCGCGUGCAUUAAUCCGGAAUAUUCAGCGUCGGUAUGCGUACAUUUAUUCCUUUAACGCACAGUUAUGAAUUAUAUAUAUAUACGUGUUUGAACCUCGUCGAGAUGUAGACGUUGGCGCGAUAAUAAUGUUCUCGAGGG
This is a messenger RNA of Apis florea (little honeybee), 1536 nucleotides long. RefSeq names its product cadherin 99C (gene Cad99C). Lineage: Eukaryota; Metazoa; Arthropoda; Insecta; Hymenoptera; Apidae. The record is from RefSeq and is a predicted model, not a curated record. Gene Ontology annotation, cellular component: catenin complex; adherens junction; plasma membrane. Gene Ontology annotation, biological process: homophilic cell-cell adhesion; multicellular organism development; adherens junction organization. Gene Ontology annotation, molecular function: cadherin binding; calcium ion binding; beta-catenin binding.